Messenger RNA from Telopea speciosissima, 768 nucleotides. RefSeq names its product transcription factor ORG2-like. The coding region runs from base 1 to 768 and encodes 255 amino acids. Gene Ontology annotation, molecular function: protein dimerization activity; RNA polymerase II transcription regulatory region sequence-specific DNA binding; DNA-binding transcription factor activity, RNA polymerase II-specific. The transcript is spliced from 3 exons. Gene Ontology annotation, cellular component: RNA polymerase II transcription regulator complex. Lineage: Eukaryota; Viridiplantae; Streptophyta; Magnoliopsida; Proteales; Proteaceae. The record is from RefSeq and is a predicted model, not a curated record. Gene Ontology annotation, biological process: regulation of transcription by RNA polymerase II.
AUGUUGGCCCUUUCUUCUUCUACUUCUUCUUUGUAUCCAACUACCUAUGGCUACUGGCCUUUGGAAGAAAAAAAGAUGAGCCAAGAAGGCCAGCAGAAUUCAUGGACAGCCAAAGACCCUUUCUUGAAUUGCAAUUCUGAAGAAACUGAAGCUUUAGAUUCACCACCAUCUUUACAAUUCCCUUCAUUGCAACCCCAUUUGGAUUCUUUUCCUUCCAGUGCCAUUACCAAUAUUGAUCCAUCCUUAAUCAAGAAGCUGAAUCAUAAUGCCAGCGAACGUGAUCGCCGCAAGAAAUUAAACACUCUCUAUGCUUCUCUUAGAUCAAUACUUCCAGGGGCUGAUCAAACGAGGAAACUAAGCAUUCCGGCGACGAUUUCUCGGGUUUUAAAAUACAUACCUGAGCUGCAAAAACAAGUUGAGAAGCUGAAACAGAGAAAACAGGACAUCCUAUCAAGUAUUCACAAGAAAGGAGAUCAAAUCCACAUCGAUACUAAUCAAAGUAAUGGGAUUGUUCGAAGAUCAUUACCAAGUGUUUCGGUGAGUCAAAUUGAAGAAAGAGAAGUAAUGAUUCAGAUAUGUGGGAGUCAGAACAUGAGAAGUUCACUGUCAGAGGUUUUGCUUAAUUUGGAAGAAGAGGGCCUUGAAGUGUCUAAUGUUUCAGCCUCUGCUUCAUCAAAGAUAAGAGAAAAUCAACAAGGGUUGAAUUGUCAGAUGUUGAGUCAGAAACUGCUGUCAAUGUGUGAGAGCAAGGAAGAGUUGUUUUUCUGA